AUGGGUCUAAGAAAGCCGCUGAGCAUCAGUGACAAGGAUAGCAUCUCCUGGACCAGUUGUAAUUACAAAGCUCUUAUAAAUAUGAUCUACUUUUAUCCUUACCAGCAGCGGCAGGGUAAUACUUGUGACAAAGAAAGCAUCGGUAUUGAAGAAGGAGGCCCUCAUAAGAAAGUUCCCAUUUGGAUCGAAUACAAGGUGCCCAGUUUGGUGUUCAAAGCCCUUCAUAACCCAGCCUCCACCUAUCUUUCUUAUCUUCUUAUACCUUAUUUCCUUCCAGCCCUGGCAGCCAGCCCCGGGUUUACUUUCAGUUUGCUAAACAAAAUUAGAGCCAAUAUCAAUCCCCUCCAUCAAUAUAAAUUAAUUCAUACUACUUUGUCAAAAAAAGGACUAGAAGAAUUUUUUGAUGAUCCAAAAAAUUGGGGAGCAGAAACAGUCAAAUCAGGUGCUGCACGGACCCAUGAACAGUUAAGGUGCAAGAGUAAUGAAGAUUUGCAUAAGCUCUGGUAUGUCCUACUGAAAGAAAGAAACAUGCUUCUCAUGUUACAGCAGGAGACCAAAAGACAGAGAUUGCUAAUGCAGAGUCCAGAGCAAUUAGAAAAGGUGACAGAGUUCAUGGAUGCUUUAGAUAAAGUUGUUCAGGAAAGAGAUGAUGCUUUGAGACUUCUUCAGACAAGUCAAGAAAAGCCAAGACCAGGUGACUUCAGGAAAGACAUUUUUGGACAUAUCAUAUGGUACAAGUACAAGCAGUGGCCUGUAAUACCCUGGCACCUCAACAAAAGAUACAACAGAAAUAAAUACUUUACAAUGCUUUUUGUGGAUCAGUUUGUCAGAUUGAGGCUUGCAAAGUACUUGCAUAGUGAAGCCAAGAAGAAAAGUUUAAAGAGAAGGAAAGAGAAGAUACUUCAAAGAAAAUUUCCACAUAUGUCUGCUGAAGCCCCAAACUGA
This is a messenger RNA of Gracilinanus agilis (Agile Gracile Mouse Opossum), 945 nucleotides long. Its product is annotated as 39S ribosomal protein L47, mitochondrial-like. Gene Ontology annotation, cellular component: mitochondrial large ribosomal subunit; mitochondrial ribosome. The coding region runs from base 1 to 945 and encodes 314 amino acids. Lineage: Eukaryota; Metazoa; Chordata; Mammalia; Didelphimorphia; Didelphidae. The transcript is spliced from 3 exons. The record is from RefSeq and is a predicted model, not a curated record. Gene Ontology annotation, biological process: mitochondrial translation. Gene Ontology annotation, molecular function: structural constituent of ribosome.